AGAAUGGACAUCGCUUUGGCUUUGGAGAUCGAGCAGGUCUCGCGUCAGAAGGCGCUGGAGGAGGAAGCGCUUCGCGGCGUGUCGGCUGUGCGGCAGUUCUACGCGGGAACCACAGCGCUGAUCACUGGAGGGACGGGCUUCAUCGGGAAACAACUCAUAGAGAAGCUUCUAAGAUCAUGUGACGUUAAGCGGAUUUACAUACUGAUGAGGUCGAAAAAAGGGAAAUCAAUGUCAGAAAGACUGCAGUCACAAUUAAACGAGCCAGUAUACGACAAUUUACGAUCUCAACAACCAGAUUUCACUCGGAAAGUUAUACCGGUGGAAGGCGACAUCUCAGAGCUAGGCGUCGGCCUGAACAACGAAGACAGGAUGAAGCUUGCGCAAGAGGUGAAUGUGAUAUUCCAUGUGGCUGCCACGACCAGGUUCGAAGAGCCACUGAAGAAGGCCACAUUCAUCAACGUCAGAGGAACCAGGGAGAUCAUGGAAUUGGCCAAAUGCUGCAAAGAUCUAAGGUCCUUCGUACACGUGUCAACUGCGUUCUCUAAUGCAACCAAGAGUAAAAUAAAUCACGAUUUGGAAGAGAAAAUCUAUGAAAGCCCUGUCCCUCCGGAAGUCAUGAUACAGCUCGCGGAGACAGUCGAAGAAUGCAGACUCAACGCGAUCACUGCUGAUUUGAUAAGGGACUGGCCCAACACGUACUGCUUCACGAAGGCCAUAGCUGAGGAUGUCGUGCGUACAAUGGGCAAGGAUUUACCUGUGGCCAUAGUGAGGCCACCCGUAGGCAAGUAUUCAAGGGCUUUUCUUUCAGAAAUAGUUAAAGUCGAGACAUAUAAAUAUGUAGUAACUGGCCACAUGUGUAGUUUAACACCGGACCUCUUAUGUGACGAUCGAAGCAAUCCAUUAUAUUUUCCGUUUUCAGUUGUCUGCACGCUCAAUGAACCCACACCUGGAUGGCUGGAUAUGAGCUCGGUGAUUGGUCCAAGCGGGAUAUUUUUGACAUUAAUGCUAGGCGUUAUGCACGUAAUUUUAAGGAGUGAUGUUAGCAUUCCAAUAAUGCCCGUGGACUACGUCAACAAUGCGGUAAUAGCAACAGCAUCGUAUACCAAUAAACGUUACAAUAAGAAUGAAAAAGGAAUUAAAGUUUAUAAUAUAAGCUGUUCUGGGAGCAAAAUUGAAACAUCUUUUGUGUCUGAUUUCCUGAACAAUCCUAACACACAACAGUACGCUACGCCGAAAGCCGUUUGGUACUGUUAUGGUUUUGAGACCAGUAGCGAUGUUGUAUUUUGGUUGUUAACAUGGCUACUGCAUUAUAUACCUGCGUAUGUAGCCGACUUCGUGUUUAAUGUGACCUCCAUGAAGCGUCCUGAGGGCAUAAAGUCAUUCGUUAAAAUGUAUGAAAAGAUAUACAACAUGUCUUUGUUGUACGGCUAUUUCCUGAGGAACCAGUGGAAUCUUGUCGAUGACAACACCGUGGCCAUGUUGAACCAAAUGUCAAAAACGGACAGGAUAUUGUUCAAUUUUGAUGUUGCGAAGAUCGAUUGGUCGCACUAUAUGUCGAUAUGGUUGAUAGGCAUAAGAAAGUUCAUCAUUAAAGACGGCCUCAAAGACAGCGAAUAUGGUAGGAAGAAACAGAGCUGGUUGAAGAUAGCUAAUUUAUGUUAUCAUGGACUAUUUUUUGGAGUCGUCAUUUUUUUUGUGUACAUUUGCUGUGCAAUAUUCAUGUAUGUGUUUCGAUCAUUUGAGCAUGCAGUAUAGACUUAUUUAAAGUGCACCAUGUGAAAUAUAGUAAUAUAAAGUAACUUACUUUUUUGUAAUGUAGUUGGUGAAGGUUUGAAGUCGCAGUUACCAGGAGUAUUGGUACUAAAUUGCCACUCCUAUAUUGUUUGUUA
Bombyx mandarina (wild silkworm) is the source of this 1889-nucleotide messenger RNA. RefSeq names its product fatty acyl-CoA reductase wat-like. Gene Ontology annotation, cellular component: peroxisome. Gene Ontology annotation, biological process: long-chain fatty-acyl-CoA metabolic process. NCBI's taxonomy places the organism in Eukaryota, Metazoa, Arthropoda, Insecta, Lepidoptera, Bombycidae. Gene Ontology annotation, molecular function: alcohol-forming very long-chain fatty acyl-CoA reductase (NADP+) activity. The record is from RefSeq and is a predicted model, not a curated record.